AUGAGUCAAACAUCUCUGAAACAGAAAAAGAAGAAUGAGACUGGAUCGAGGUACUCCAAAGACAGCUUAGAAGCAGACAAAUCUAGAAAGGAUUCUGAGAAAUCAGGAGCUCGUCUAAGCACUCAGAUGAGGCGUGCAGUCAUUCCGAAUCACUCGCUGAGAUGUUGCCCCAUGCGGGGUCACUCGUCGUGUAGACGCUGCCUCUGUGCAGAUGAGGGAAAAGUACUUCUUGGCCCCUGCCGCACAAUACGUAUUUAUAUUCACAUGUGCCUGUUGUGGGAGCAGGGCCAGCAGAUCACCAUGAUCAGGGUGAGCAGAGAUCCAACUAUUGAUUUUGGAGGGGAGUCUCAGGCCGUCUGGGGAUCACAAGAAUUAACGCUGCCGAAGACAGACUCUCGAGGUUACCUAGUGCGAAAUCAGUGGUCUCGAACCUCACAGAGCCCAUCCACCAGAGCUCCAUCAGCAGAUGAACCCAGAAGCAAGAACAACAGUCUUAAGCCUCCCAAUAGCUCCACGACCUCCCGGACUUCAUCCACCUCCCCUAGCCAUCAAGAGUCACCGAAGCGGCUGUCAGCGCAGCCCUCGCCACCAACCAUGCCGCUGGACUCACGUCCUUCCACGCCCCCAGAGGUCCAGCUCCCGGCUGCGUCCAGGCACAACACCAAGAUAUAUGAGCAUGCAGACGCCUGGUCUCUCGGCAUCGGGCGGGAAACCCGAGAGUCUCGGGACACGCAUACACACCAACGGGAAUAUCCGCGCACGCCCCCGACGGAAUGGAAGUCCCAUACCCAGCGCAAGAUGCUCUACCCCUCUCACCUAGACCAGGACUGUUCGUCCAACAUAGCCAGGAAGCGAGAGGAAGAGGAGGACGAGGAAGAGGCCUACUGGGCGUCCAUGAGAACGCUGUAUGAGAAGACACCAGGCUGCUCGCGCCCCCGACCGCCCAAACCCAAGCAUGCCAUCACUAUCGCUGUGUCGUCCCAGGCGCUCUUCAACAUGGUGGAUGGCAGGAAAAUCUAUGAGGAAGAGGGUCUGGAAAAGUACAUGGAAUAUCAGCUUUGCAACGAGAAUGUCGUCCUGACCCCAGGGCCUGCAUUCCGCUUUGUCAAGGCGCUGCAGCAUGUCAAUGCUAGACUCCGUGAGCUGUAUCCUGACGAACAGGACUUAUUUGAUAUUGUACUGAUGACUAAUAACCAUGCCCAAGUGGGAGUGCGGCUUAUAAACAGCGUCAAUCACUAUGGCUUACUAAUUGACCGCUUCUGUCUCACUGGUGGAAAAAGCCCCGUUGGCUACUUGAAGGCAUAUCUUACCAACUUGUAUAUUUCUGCGGAUUGUGACAAAGUACAAGAAGCAAUACAAGAAGGGAUCGCCUCUGCAACAAUGUUUGAUGGAGCCAAAGAUAUGGCUUACUGUGACACACAGCUCCGUGUGGCCUUUGAUGGGGAUGCUUGCCUCUUCUCGGACGAGACUGACCAUGUUACCAAGGAGCAUGUGUUUCAACAUGAAACACUAUUCGAGAAUAAGCCUCUUGCUCAGGGUCCCUUGAAAGGCUUUCUGGAAGAUUUAGGCAGACUGCAGAAGAAGUUUUAUGCCAAAGACGAACGGUUGCGAUGCCCAAUCAGGACCUACCUGGUUACAGCCAGGAGUGCAGCCAGUUCAGGCGCCCGUGUGCUGAAAACCCUUCGUCGCUGGGGUCUAGAGAUAGACGAAGCUCUUUUCCUUGCUGGAGCUGCCAAAGGUCCCAUCUUGGUGAAGAUAAGGCCCCACAUCUUCUUUGAUGACCACAUGUUCCAAAUUGAAGGGGCACAGAAAGUUGGCACCAUCACAUCUCAUGUACCUUAUGGAAUUAAUCAAAAAGUGAACAAUUAGGGAUGGGGAGGAAAAAUAAAGCAGUGAGUCUGG
Molecule: messenger RNA, 1902 nt
Organism: Phacochoerus africanus (Common warthog)
Lineage: Eukaryota; Metazoa; Chordata; Mammalia; Artiodactyla; Suidae
Gene: NT5C1B
Product: 5'-nucleotidase, cytosolic IB
Exons: 11
Coding region: 1-1869 (622 amino acids)
Biological process (GO): adenosine metabolic process; nucleotide metabolic process
Cellular component (GO): cytoplasm; cytosol
Molecular function (GO): 5'-nucleotidase activity; nucleotide binding; magnesium ion binding
Source: RefSeq, a predicted model, not a curated record